This is a messenger RNA of Acanthaster planci (crown-of-thorns starfish), 1341 nucleotides long. Its product is annotated as peptidyl-prolyl cis-trans isomerase FKBP14-like. The record is from RefSeq and is a predicted model, not a curated record. NCBI's taxonomy places the organism in Eukaryota, Metazoa, Echinodermata, Asteroidea, Valvatida, Acanthasteridae. Gene Ontology annotation, molecular function: calcium ion binding; peptidyl-prolyl cis-trans isomerase activity.
AACGGGGCCGGCUCUUGCCGCGUGACUCGCGUUGAUUGCCGGUAUUGCAACAACGAACCGAGAUAACGCCACCGUCCUGUAUCUCUUCUACCGUCCGGCGGCAGCCCGUAUUUCUCCCACGGAUAUUAAACACAAACAUGGUCUUCGCCGAUAACAAGCUCUAGUCAGCAUGCAUGGGAAAAAGCACACUUUCGUCAGUUUCUGGUAAAUUGUACACGUGUAACAUUACACUUGACUAAACAAUAAAUUACUGAGCAGUUGAAACGAUACAAUUAUAGUGAUCGUUUUUGCAGUUGCAACUGUUGGUCAAUUUGCAUCCUUGCGCUUUCAUUACCAUCAAAAAUGAAUCUCCAAAAAGUGGCAAUGCUGUGUAUUUUCGUCAUAUCCUUUGUCUAUGCUGAAGAUACGGAGACAAAGAAUGGCGUGAAAACCAAAGACGCUAUAAAAGACGCGGACGGAGUUUGCGUUAGUAAGGACGAGUGUGUAUCAACGAAGGGGCACGACGAUAAGGCUCCCGGGGAGAAGUACGCAGAGGAAACACAGGAGGGGAAAUUAGACAAAGAGGAAGCACCCAGAGAUAAAGAUGAAACUGAGGUAGGCGAGGAGAAAGAAGCAGAGGGAGGCGCAGACGAGAAGGCAAGUGACGAAGACGAGGGCAAAGGGGAGAAGAAAAAAGAGGUUCCGAGGAAGGGGGAAGAGGAGAGACACCUUGUCAAGGUUGAGGUUCUCGAAGAGGGAAAGUUUUGUGAUAGACUCAAGGCGACUAAUGACGAUUCCGUCACGGUACAUCUGCGGGGAUUCAAGGCCUCGGAUAACAGUGAAUUCAUCACAACGUACAAGGAAGAUGGAUCUGAGGGACUGUCCAUCCCGUUCCGCAUGGGCAUAGGGGACUCCAUCAAGGGGCUAGAGCUUGGAAUCAUCGGCAUGUGCAUUGGGGAGCGGCGCCGCCUCACCGUACCGGCUUCCCUGGUCCGGAACGGCCGGGAGGAAUUCAAAGGGGACAAGAUUCCCAGGGGUGAAGACCUGAUCUUUGAGGUGGUUUUACUGGGUGCCGUGCCAAACUAUCAGAAGGGCAUGCCCAACAUGUUUAAGAGGAUGGACGGGAACAAUGACGGCGUCAUACAGCGAGAAGAGUUGUACGAUUCCUUCGUUGGUGAUGGUGAGAUGUUUCCACGGGGAGCACCAAUAGUAGAUGAACUGACGGACGAAAAGAUGGAAGAAGUGGACAAGAACAAAGAUGGCUUAAUCCAGUGGGAAGAAUUCCAUCUGCCCAAGUGGGACGAACUCUAGCCACCGACAUAUGUAGCUUUUUCCGUAUCUAUGAAAAUUUUCAAGGAAUUU